GACUCCGGAAGUACUGGCUGUGGGUAGUUGUGGCUGCUCGGAGUCCUAGUUUACGAUGGGUUGCGACGGAGGAACUAUCCCCAAGAGGCACGAACUGGUGAAGGGGCCCAAGAAGGUUGAGAAGGUUGACAAAGAUGCAGAAUUGGUGGCCCAGUGGAACUACUGCGCUCUCAGUCAAGAAAUCUUGAGGCGACCGAUAGUUGCCUGUGAACUGGGCAGACUGUACAAUAAGGAUGCUGUCAUUGAGUUUCUGCUGGACAAGUCUUCCGAGAAGCCCCUGAAGGCAGCCUCUCACAUCAAGAGCAUUAAGAACGUGACAGAGCUGAAGCUCUCUGACAACCCUGCCUGGGAAGGGGACAAGGGCAGCACCAAAGGGGACAAGCACGAUGACCUGCAGCGGGCGCGCUUCAUCUGCCCUGUGGUGGGCGUGGAGAUGAACGGCCGGCACAGGUUUUGCUUCUUGCGCUGCUGCGGCUGUGUCUUCUCGGAGCGAGCCCUGAAGGAGAUCAAGGCCGAAGUCUGCCACACGUGCGGGGCCGCCUUCCAGGAGCACGACGUCAUUGUGCUCAACGGCACCAAGGGGGACGUGGAGCUGCUGAAGGCCCGCAUGGAGGAGAGGCGGCUGCGUGCCAAGCUGGGAAAGAAAACAAAGAAACCCAAAGCAGCAGAGACCGUGUCAAAGCCAGAUGUCCCUGAAGAAAGUACAGGGCCAUCGGCUGUCACAGGCGGGAAGCCCGAGGAAACGAGCCUUGACUCCAGGGAGAAGGCCGGCCUGGUUCCCAAAGGCCCAGCACCGGGUGGGAGUGCGUCUGGGAAAGCCGGGAAGGCUCCAUGUGCAGCCAUGAAGCGGCCCAUCGACGACAGCCACCAGUCUGAGACCUACAAGUCCCUCUUCACGUCUCACAGCUCUGCCAAGCGCUCCAAGGAGGAGUCCGCCCACUGGGUCACCCACACCUCCUACUGCUUCUGAAGCCGUGCCCAGCCUUCCCGCCUGAGACCAUUAAACAAGCACGGCUGUGCUCA
Echinops telfairi (small Madagascar hedgehog) is the source of this 1023-nucleotide messenger RNA. It is a transcript of the gene RTF2, whose product is annotated as replication termination factor 2. The transcript has 9 exons. NCBI's taxonomy places the organism in Eukaryota, Metazoa, Chordata, Mammalia, Afrosoricida, Tenrecidae. Gene Ontology annotation, cellular component: nucleus. Bases 56 to 970 code for a protein of 304 amino acids. The record is from RefSeq and is a predicted model, not a curated record. Gene Ontology annotation, biological process: mitotic DNA replication termination; site-specific DNA replication termination at RTS1 barrier.